Fukomys damarensis (Damara mole-rat) is the source of this 1246-nucleotide messenger RNA. RefSeq names its product endosulfine alpha (gene Ensa). The transcript has 5 exons. The coding region runs from base 122 to 556 and encodes 144 amino acids. Gene Ontology annotation, molecular function: protein phosphatase inhibitor activity. The record is from RefSeq and is a predicted model, not a curated record. Gene Ontology annotation, cellular component: cytoplasm. NCBI's taxonomy places the organism in Eukaryota, Metazoa, Chordata, Mammalia, Rodentia, Bathyergidae.
UGACUGAGCAACCAUAGUGACAGGAGCCGAAGCAGCAGCUCAGGUUGUCCCCGUUCCCCCUCCCCUUCCCGUCUCCGGUUGACUUCCCGGGCCCCCUACACUCCAUAGUCCCGGUCCCGCCAUGUCCCAGAAGCAAGAAGACGAGAACCCUGCGGAGGAGACCGGCGAGGAGAAGCAGGACACGCAGGAAAAAGAAGGUAUUCUUCCUGAGAGAGCUGAGGAGGCAAAGCUAAAGGCCAAAUAUCCAAGCCUAGGACAAAAGCCUGGAGGCUCUGACUUCCUCAUGAAAAGACUCCAGAAAGGGCAAAAGUACUUUGACUCAGGAGACUACAACAUGGCCAAAGCCAAGAUGAAGAAUAAGCAGCUGCCAAGUGCAGGACCAGACAAGAACCUGGUGACUGGUGAUCACAUCCCCACCCCACAGGACCUGCCCCAGAGAAAGUCCUCACUCGUCACCAGCAAGCUUGCGGGAUUCCGACUGCCAGCCCCUGGCCCGUUGAGAAUGACCAGUGGACUCGCGGCUGUGUCUGGGGCCUUGAGUGGCCAAGUUGAAUGAUGCUGCCCGGGGCUCCGCCAGAUCCUGAGCCGCUGCCCACCCUGGGUCCUGUGCCGGCUCCUGCCCCUCCCUGCUUUUGCAGCCAGGGGUCAGGAGGUGGCUUGGGUGCGGGCUGGAGAGGCAGAAGCCCCUGCCCGUUGGUGUCCCAGCGCAUGGAGCCCCUUGGGCUGAGCACCAAGACCUUGAACCUUUUUUGUUUUACCUUUUUUUCCAAAAACUGUCGAGAGAAAUCUCAGUGAAAUCCCAGGGGUGGGGUUGAGAGGGUGGGAUGGGAGAUUUGGGUGAAUAAGAAUUAGGACUUAGAUAUGAUAAAACCAUCCUUGACUUUCUUCCUUCUUAAUCCAGUGGUUGGUGUGGGGUCAGUGGAAGGGGAGGAAGCAGAGUAGACUACUAAGGGAUUCUAAUUCAGGUAAUGCCUGGUGUGGUUGUGGCUGAAGACCAGGUGUCAGAUAAAAGUAGCUGUUGAUCUACAUACAACAGAUGCAAACAGCUCCUCUGACUGCAGAGCAAGCUGAGAAGCAUUGUUAAUUGUCCAUAAAAAGUCCUGUCCUUUAAAUAGAUCUGUUACGGGAAAGGGCAGCAGUGUGGGGGAGGAACCACCAGCGUGGGGAGCCCCACAGAGCCCAGGGACUUUUUCAGUAUUUGAAAUAAAAAACAAAAAAGACCCAUGAAAAAAACCCAACCCAGAAA